This is a messenger RNA of Miscanthus lutarioriparius, 1071 nucleotides long. NCBI's taxonomy places the organism in Eukaryota, Viridiplantae, Streptophyta, Magnoliopsida, Poales, Poaceae. The record is from the annotation of a GenBank genome assembly.
AUGGAUUCCUCCGGCGGCGGUGGCGGAGCGCAGAUCAAGGGUAUGGCGACGCACGGGGGCCGCUACGUGCUGUACAACGUGUACGGAAACCUCUUCGAGGUCUCCUCCAAGUACGCCCAGCCCAUCCGCCCCAUCGGCCGGGGCGCCUACGGCAUUGUCUGGAUGGAUGACAGUAUUCCAUCAUCUGGAUUUUCAUGGUUGACAUAUAAAGCGAAGUGGAGAUGUGGGGUUGAAUUAGAGAUGAUCCUUGCGUUAAAGGAUGUAAUACGCCCCCCAACUAGAGAGAACUUUAAUGACGUGUACAUUGUUACUGAGUUAAUGGAUACAGAUCUCCAUCAGAUCAUACGCUCAAAUCAGCCAUUGACUGAUGAUCAUUGCCAGUACUUCUUGUAUCAGUUGCUAAGAGGGCUCAAAUAUGUGCACUCAGCAAAUAUAUUGCACCGCGAUCUAAAGCCGAGCAAUUUGUUCCUAAAUGCAAAUUGUGACCUCAAGAUCGCAGACUUUGGGCUUGCAAGGACCACCUCGGAGACAGAUCUCAUGACAGAGUAUGUGGUCACUCGUUGGUACAGGGCACCAGAGCUGCUGUUGAACUGUUCGCAGUAUACUGCUGCCAUUGAUGUCUGGUCAGUUGGAUGCAUACUAGGUGAAAUUGUUACUCGCCAACCCCUGUUUCCUGGACGGGAUUACAUCCAGCAAUUAAAAUUGAUCACUGAGCUCAUAGGCUCACCAGACGAUGCAAGCCUGGGAUUCCUUCGAAGUGAUAAUGCAAAAAGAUACAUGAAACAACUACCACAGUUUCCAAGGCAGGACUUCCGCCUGCAUUUCCGCAACAUGUCUCCUGGUGCAGUCGAUUUGUUGGAGAGAAUGCUUGUGUUUGAUCCAAGCAGACGGAUUACAGUUGAUGAGGCUCUGCAUCACCCAUACUUGGCUUCACUUCAUGACAUCAAUGAAGAACCUACCUGCCCUGCACCUUUCAGCUUUGAUUUUGAGCAGCCAUCCUUUACAGAAGUCCAUAUAAAAGAACUUAUCUGGAGGGAAUCUUUAGCAUUUAACCCGGAUCCUCCCUACUAA